This is a messenger RNA of Cryphonectria parasitica EP155, 1309 nucleotides long. RefSeq lists its product as uncharacterized. Gene Ontology annotation, cellular component: ubiquitin ligase complex. Bases 551 to 883 code for a protein of 110 amino acids. The record is from RefSeq and is a predicted model, not a curated record. The transcript has 2 exons. NCBI's taxonomy places the organism in Eukaryota, Fungi, Ascomycota, Sordariomycetes, Diaporthales, Cryphonectriaceae.
GUAUUUGUGAGAAGGACAAAAGACAGAGUCACCUCUGCAUGUGCAAACAAAGGGGACCUGCCUUAACGAGUCUGACAGGAUAAAGCCAAGGUCGGACUCCGUCAAACGUAAUCCGCAGGAGUCGAUACCGAGGCACCACCACCGAUUGAGAACCCCCCGAACGCCCGAGCCAACAAUCUUGUCGCGGUCGGUCGUCAGCAAGCAAGCAGGUGACCGAUUCUCACACGCUCUUGUCAGGCUUCGACCGCUGCUUCAACCGCCUUCCACGACCGUUCUCCAUCCAACCGUCACACACGAACGUAAGAAGGCCUCCUUCACCUCUGCCGAGUGACCCUUCCUUCUUUCCCCUUCCAGCCUUGGUUGCGUGGAUUUUACUCGACCCCCAGACUGUCUUUGCGAUAGAAGAUUCCCGGCAGUCAUUUUGCUCUUCCCGAAUCUUUGUUGUCAACAGAGACACUCCGAUUACGCACGACCCACAAACAACGACGACGACCAAGACGGACGGUGGUGUGGGCAAAACCAGUGUACUACGUUAAGCACAACAAUAGAAAUGGGUCUGAAAUAUAAUACAUACCUCGACGGCACCAAGAUCUACGGCUGCUAUAAAUGUCAUGCACACCUAGCAGACCACGAUCACAUCCUCAGCCGAAACUUCCGCGGCCAGCACGGCAAAGCCUACCUCUUCAACACAGUCGUCAACAUCAACUCCUCCGACCCAUCCGAGCGUAACAUGACCACGGGCCGCCACGUGGUCCGAGAUAUCUCCUGUCGGGGCUGCGGCGAGGUCGUUGGCUGGAAGUAUGACAGAGCCUACGAGACGUCCGAGAAAUACAAGGAGGGCAAGUUCAUCCUGGAGGCAGAGCUACUCAUGGUGGUGAGCUGAUAAAGGUGGACGCGGAGAGGGUGAGGAGGGGGGAGGCCGGCGUCAAACGAGAACACUGGCCUAGGACGGGGACAAACAAUACACUGGGGGUCGUGUUAAGGCUGUGGGAUUUUCAAAGAGAGAGAGUGUGCCGGAGGGGGGGGGGGGUCGAAGCCGUUUCGGGACAUGUGCAACUUGGCCAUGCGGCUGGCACAGUACUGUAAACGAGGACGGAGGCUGAGCCAAAUUUUCACUUGCAUAUACAUCUGCUUUUCUUCUUUUUCUGCUGGAGUUUUGAGGUGCACGGGUUGGAUGGACCAUUGGAUGGCGAACUGAUUUUGCUAGAAAUGAAUCUGUUGUUUGCCUUUGGCCAUCAGACCGGAGAAGACAAGGUUGUUAGAGGUUGCUGAUGCAGUAGUAUCAAUCAUUCAGUUAUUCGUCUCCUCC